Messenger RNA from Corvus hawaiiensis (hawaiian crow), 2077 nucleotides. It is a transcript of the gene TSEN2, whose product is annotated as tRNA splicing endonuclease subunit 2. Bases 464 to 1828 code for a protein of 454 amino acids. Gene Ontology annotation, cellular component: tRNA-intron endonuclease complex. NCBI's taxonomy places the organism in Eukaryota, Metazoa, Chordata, Aves, Passeriformes, Corvidae. Gene Ontology annotation, molecular function: tRNA-intron lyase activity; nucleic acid binding. The record is from RefSeq and is a predicted model, not a curated record. Gene Ontology annotation, biological process: tRNA-type intron splice site recognition and cleavage; tRNA splicing, via endonucleolytic cleavage and ligation. The transcript has 12 exons.
GCGGUGAGCGUGGCGGGCGCGGGCGGCGGGAACGGCUCGGCUCGGUCUCCCCGAACCCACAGGGACACCCCGGGACCGGGCACUGCCCGUCCGAACCCACAGGGACACCCUGGAACUCCCCGGUACCGCCCCGGGGUCCGGGUGCGGGUCCUGCCGGUCCCCAUCACGUUGCGGCCCGCCCGGUGUGGAUCCCUAGCCCGCCGUCCCUUGGCAAAGCGGAUCCCGGUUUAAGGCAGAGAAGCCUGUCAGGCCACGGCUCUAACUGCAGAAUUUAUUCCCUGAUUCACAGAGUCACAGAAUCUCCCGAGCUGGAAGGGAUCCUCAGGGAUCAUCCAGUCCAGCUCCUGGCCCUGCACAGACACCCCAACAACCCCACCCUGGGCAUCCCUGGCAGCAUUGUCCAAACGCUCCUGGGAGCUCAGACUGUUCAGAACGGUUCAUAUUUAGGAGGAAAAAUUAGGAAAUGGCAGAAGCAGUAUUUCACCUCCCAAGAAGGAAAAGAAGAGUUUUUGAGUCGUACGAGGCUCCCUUUCCUGUGGAUGUAGGGGGGAAGGAUUUCAGAGUAUGCCAGGCUGAGAUCAUUAACAACAAUGUGAUUGUGAGGAACCCAGAGGAUAUUGAACAGCUCUACAACAAGGGCUACUUUGGAAAAGGGAUCCUUUCCAGGAGCCGGCCAGUGUUCAGCAUUUCAGAUCCUCUGCUGGUGGCCAAGUGGAGAGGUGUUAACACAAACAUGCCCAUAAUUACAUCUCAAAAGUACCAGCGCCGUGUGCAGUGGGCUAAAAGUGUCCUGCAGGAGCAGGGCCUCGACGACUGCUCCGUCACCAAAAUCCUGGACAGCUACACCAAACCCCUGGGGCUGCCCUUCUCCAGAGAGGAUGGGGCUGAACAAACUGGAGACAGCUGCACCAGCGUGGGCCCAAACCCAGAAAAUACAGAACCAUCCAGGCAAUCUGCUGGCAGUGAAGGAGCCCAAAGUCCUGAGGGUCAGAACGGGGGCUCCAAGGAGGGAGGAGAUGCAGCCAUGGAUCCUGGGAGUGGCUCCAGGGACCAGGAGCAAGGGGAUUCCAGAGAAAUGGCUGAAGGAUCCUGCCACAGGGACCCUCCUGUGCUCUGUGGCUGCGAGGGGAAGCAGAGCCCUGAGCAGAGGGCUUGGCAGGGGAUGGACUUGAGGGAAUGUGCUCCGGAGUAUGUGCUGGUGCAAGAGGAGGAAGAAGGAAGCUCCUGUCCUGAAGAUGACUCCACUUGUGCACAAGGAAAUCUUGUCAAGAAGGAAGUAUUAGUAUGCAGAAAAAACCCAUUUAGGAUUUUUGAGUACUUACAACUCAGCUUGGAAGAGGCUUUUUUCUUGGUGUAUGCCCUGGGAUGUUUAAGUAUUUAUUAUGGUGAGGAGCCCCUGAGCAUUGUGAAGCUGUGGGAAGUGUUCAGUGAGGUGAAGCCUGACUUCAAAACCACCUACAUGGCCUAUCACUACUUCAGGGGCAAGGGCUGGGUGCCCAAGGUGGGGCUGAAGUACGGCACGGAUCUCUUGCUGUAUCGAAAAGGGCCCCCCUUCUACCACGCCAGUUACUCUGUCAUUGCUGAGUUGGUGGAUGAUAAUUUUGAAGGUUCCCUUCGCAGACCCCUCAGCUGGAUGUCCCUGUCUGGGCUGAACAGAACAACUGCAAAUGCUUCUAAGGAGCUCAUGCUCUGCUAUUUGAUCAGACCUUCUGACAUGACUGCAGAGGAGAUGUCAACCCCAGAGUGUAUGAAGAGAAUCAAGGUUCAGGAACUGAUCGUUACUCGUUGGGUUUCUUCCCGUGAGCGCAGUGAACAGGAUGAAUUUUAACUGACUGCACAAGAAAAAACUCACUUUUAUAAAAUCACUUCUUGUUGUUUUUUACCUGAUCUCAUGAUGAACUGUUGCCUUAGAAGGUUUUCUACCAACAUAUUCACUUGGUGUGUAUAAAUGCUAUUUAAAAUGAGUUGUAUCAUGUUUACUGGAGAGAAUGUUGUACUGUAAAACGUAACUGAACAGAUGAAAGGGAAAAAAUUAAAGCUGUGUCCCAACUCAAAAUAUAAAAGAUAAAAAGGUGUA